Molecule: messenger RNA, 3834 nt
Organism: Perca flavescens (yellow perch)
Lineage: Eukaryota; Metazoa; Chordata; Actinopteri; Perciformes; Percidae
Gene: sim1a
Product: SIM bHLH transcription factor 1a
Exons: 12
Coding region: 545-2842 (765 amino acids)
Biological process (GO): regulation of transcription by RNA polymerase II
Molecular function (GO): RNA polymerase II transcription regulatory region sequence-specific DNA binding; protein dimerization activity; DNA-binding transcription factor activity, RNA polymerase II-specific
Source: RefSeq, a predicted model, not a curated record
CAUCGGCCAAUAGGAGCAGAGUUGCUUGUAUGGGCGGGUCUUCGAGCCUGCAGCACCGAGGAGGCUCUGGGUACGUCUGCUAUCAAUAAAGUCACAUAGGAUGGAAGAUAUGCGAAUGCUGGGCUUUUUGGAGAUUGUGCCUGGACACUUUCAACAGGCGUCAGUUUAGCAAACUGUCGGCUAUCUGCGCUGAGGGCCUGAUGUCCCCAGUGGUUCCACAAUCCCUUUGAACAUCAGGUGUGAUGGAUCCAAGUGUGCGGUGAGCCCUCCAAUGGGCUGACCGAAGCGCCACUAUAAUCCUCAGAAAUCCAGGAAUUAGCCGCUCCCUGCUCGUCGCCAACCACCAGAAAACCUGGGAAAUAUGGGAAUGGGUUCACGUGCCAGCAGCUGUGGAUUUUAGGCCGAGCAGAGGGAGAAUUCUAGUUCCAUGUGUGGAGACGUCGCCGCUCCAUUCCAAUGCUAUGAGACUCCUGGACGGACAGUGACUGACCGCAGCGGGACCGAGAGUGGAAGAGCAGCCAGGCGGUGAAACAGAGUCGGCAACAUGAAGGAGAAAUCUAAAAACGCUGCCCGGACUCGGCGGGAAAAGGAGAAUAGUGAAUUUUAUGAACUGGCUAAACUAUUGCCCCUUCCGUCCGCUAUCACCUCCCAGCUGGAUAAAGCCUCAAUCAUCCGACUGACAACAAGCUACCUGAAAAUGAGAAUAGUCUUUCCUGAAGGUCUUGGGGAGUCCUGGGGUCAUGUAAGCCGCAGCACUUUGGAUGGAGUCACCCAAGAGCUAGGCUCCCAUCUCUUACAGACAUUAGAUGGCUUCAUUUUUGUGGUUGCUCCAGAUGGGAAAAUAAUGUACAUAUCAGAAACGGCAUCAGUCCACUUGGGCCUGUCGCAGGUAGAGUUGACGGGAAACAGCAUUUAUGAAUACAUCCAUCCAGCAGACCAUGAUGAAAUGACAGCCGUCCUCACUGCACACCAGCCUUACCAUUCACACUUUGUUCACGAAUAUGAGAUGCAGCGCUCCUUCUUUCUGAGAAUGAAAUGUGUCCUCGCUAAAAGAAAUGCUGGUCUUACCUGCGGAGGCUACAAGGUGAUCCACUGUAGUGGCUACCUGAAGAUCCGUCAGUACAGCCUGGACAUGUCUCCGUUUGACGGCUGCUAUCAGAACGUGGGGCUGGUGGCUGUCGGCCACUCGUUGCCACCCAGCGCUGUCACCGACAUCAAACUGCACAGCAACAUGUUCAUGUUCAGGGCCAGCCUGGACAUGAAGCUCAUCUUCCUCGACUCGCGGGUUGCAGAGCUGACAGGCUACGAGCCUCAGGAUCUAAUUGAGAAGACUCUCUAUCAUCAUGUCCACAGCUGUGACUCCUUCCACCUGCGAUGUGCUCAUCACUUGUGUGAGUUAGUGCUGGUGAAAGGUCAGGUCACCACAAAGUAUUACCGUUUCUUGGCCAAGCCUGGUGGCUGGGUCUGGGUUCAGAGUUAUGCAACCAUUGUACACAACAGCCGCUCAUCCCGACCUCACUGCAUCGUCAGUGUCAACUAUGUUCUCACGGAGACAGAGUACAAGGGCCUCCAGCUUUCUCUGGACCAGACCACAUCCAAGGCCUCUUUCCCGUACAACAGCAGCAGCACCGCCGGCAGCCUUACGGAGAACUGCAGAACUCCCAAGAGCAGAGUAUCCCGGCCCAAGACCAAAGCUAGACUCUCGCCAUACACACAGUAUCCUAGUUUCCAGACGGAGCGAUCCGAGUCGGACCAGGACAGUCCGUGGGGCAGCAGCCCCCUCACUGACUCAGCCUCCCCUCAGCUGCUGGAGCAGGGCGAAGGCCUGGACGCGUCCUGUGUGUACAGGCAGUUCCCCGAUCCCCGCCCGCGCUGCUACAGCUUGUCUGACGAGCACCAUCACGCCACCAGCGACGGCUACACACACCUCCAUGGUCAAGGACAGAGUUGUGAGCGUGGUCGAUGUGAGGCGGGGCGUUAUUUUCUCGGAGCACCUCCGACCGGCAGGGAGGCGUGGUGGGGCACCGCCCGGUCCGUCCUACCAUUGAGCAAGAGCUCCUUGGAGAACCACGAUGGAUAUGACAGCAGCGCGCCGCACAUCACAGCCAUCCACAGCUACAACGGCCGGGGCCACUGGGACGAGGACAGCGUGGUCAGCUCUCCAGACGGAGGCUCAGCCAGUGACUCGGGAGAUCGCUACCAAGCUGACCACUACCGCUGUAGCCCGCAGGAACCCAGCAAGAUCGAGACGCUGAUCCGUGCCACGCAGCAGAUGAUCAAGGAAGAAGAAAGUCGACUUCAGCUGCGCAAGGGCCCUCCGGAUGCCCCACUGGGGCCGGCCAAUGGGCUUCCCAAGGGCCCCGGUCCGUGCUUCACUCCCGAGUAUACUCAAGGGCCGCUGCCGCUGCAGACGGUGGUGUGUCGAGGUCCGAGUCAGGCCAUCAGCCCCGCGCCCAGUCCCGCCCCCCUGUCCAGGCUCAGCAGUCCAGGUCCCGAGCGCCUCCACAAGCCCAAAGACUACCUCCAAACAGACCUGUCCCCCUUCUCUUUGCCAUUACACCAUCCGUUUGUGCGGCCGGGUCCGUGCUCGGCUUCACCCGCCUCGGCCCCGGCCCUCUACCCCUCCCACACCCACCCGCGGCCCUACUUGGACAAGCAUAAAGCCUACUCCCUGACAGGCUACGCUCUGGAGCACCUCUAUGACCAAGAGAGCCUGCGGGGCUACUGCGCCUCGGCCAACACGGGCCCCGCCCACUACGAUGUGACCCCUCACCUCCGCAUGCCAUCAGAGCAGACCCCCGGACACAAAGGCACCUCUGUGAUUAUCAGCAGUGGGAGCUAACGCUCAUCUAACACACGCAGGACGCCCAGGUCACACAGCCUGAGCUCCAACAAUAAGCCAUCGUUAUUCCGGGUCCUGUUUUUCCAUCAUACCGAUCACUUUCUUCAAAUUGUUGCUUCAUUACACAUAGAGCUACAUUUAGGGCUGGGUAUCAUUCAAAAAUGUUCAAUACUGGUUGUUACGUCCCUACGGCGGAGGACGGUAACAAUUAAAUAAGGCCAAGGGAAAGGCGAAAACAUUUCAAGACGAAUCCAAUUAUUUAUUGUUAAACUCACAAAACUUAAAGUGGUCUCCUAAAAAGGAAGACGAAUUAAUCGCAAAAUGUAAACUAAAGAGCAAGGUUUUAAACACACAACUAAACUCCAUUAACACAGCCGAUAAGAGGAUAAUACCGCUCUCUCUGGCUCACACUGGCUCUGGCUUCCACUGUAGGCCUCCACUUUUGCCACAGGCUCAGCACAGCCAUUUAACGCCAUUUUAAUCGUUACAGCUACUGCGGGGUUAUGUCACCCACAGCAGCACACCUGGAGGGAAUCGCACACGAGUAGAGAACAACAAAACACGGCACGUAGCACCGGUACCAAUACCAAUACCAUAUCUUUGAUACCUGUUCCUGAUCGCUACUUUUGAAUAGCAAUUUUAUAAAUUCCAUUCAAACAAUCAAUUACAACGUUACACUAAUCUUUUAUUUUUCAGCUCCGUCUCUGUGUUUAACAUAGUUUUUCCUGCGUGUCCCUACGAAAUUUACUCCUUGGGUAUUGAAAUUGGGCAUUGAAUGACGAGCCUUUUUUUGUUAGAGAUAGCUUUUUGCUGUCUCUUGUAGCUAAUGUGGCAGAGGGGUAAGCAAGAUAGAGAGACUGUAGAGAGAGAGCACCCAGCGGCGUAACAACAAAGCAGUGACUCAGCGAAAUAAAGCGCGUUUUCGCCGACUCAUCACUAGAAAUGCAACUGUAGCAAGCAUCUCACUAUCACCAACGUUAUCCACAUUUAUA